Molecule: messenger RNA, 3078 nt
Organism: Paraphaeosphaeria sporulosa
Lineage: Eukaryota; Fungi; Ascomycota; Dothideomycetes; Pleosporales; Didymosphaeriaceae
Exons: 4
Coding region: 1-3078 (1025 amino acids)
Source: RefSeq, a predicted model, not a curated record
AUGGGGAUGAUCAAGCACACUUUGUUGGGCGUUCUGUCGCUCGCGAGUUGUCUUGCCAGCGCCGCCUCGCUCUCUCAGGACCGAAAACCGACCGUCGCGUUCAAGUCUGGAAACGGAAACCUGCCACUUGCUUCCAAGGGCUCGCCUGUGAACCUUGUCCUCGACGCCGGAGACUGGCCUGGUGUGCUGCGCGCGGCACACGAUGUAGCCGUCGACUUUGGACGCGUCACUGGAACAAAUGGCACUUUGUCGACAGUCGGAAGCGGUGCUAGCAACCAGACUGUCGGAGGAAGUGCAUCAGUCAUCUUCAACGUUACGGGUAUUUCCAAGGACUGGAGCGUUAGUAAGAGCUCCACUAAAGGGAAGGGCGUCAUCAUUGCCGGCACGAUUGGGAAUUCCAGCUUGAUUGAUGCGUUGAUCAAGAGUGGAAAACUCGAUGUCAGCAAGAUCAAAGGCGAGUGGGAAGCCUACACUAGUGCUGUGAUCAAGAACCCGAUGAACGGAACUGCUGAGGCACUGGUCAUCGCUGGAAGCGACAAGCGUGGCACGAUAUACGGUCUCUACGAUGUCUCGGAACAAAUCGGCGUCUCACCUUGGCACUGGUUCGCCGAUGUUCCGCCAAAGUCCCAUUCGAGCGUUUAUGCCCUUCGCUCUACUAAAGUUCAGAAGACACCUUCAGUAAAAUACCGCGGUUUCUUCAUCAAUGACGAAGCUCCUGCACUCACCGGAUGGGCGAACAACAAGUACCCCAAGUCCAUAUACGGCUCUCCUUUCGGUGCCGAAUUCUACUCACACGUCUUCGAGCUCCUGUUGAGAAGCAGAGCGAACUACCUCUGGCCCGCAAUGUGGAGCUCCAUGUUCAAUGUCGAUGACCCACGUAACCAGCCGCUUGCCGACGCCUACGGAAUUGUAAUGGGCUCUUCCCACACCGAGCCCAUGGUCCGCGCAACUCAGGAAUGGACCAAAGUAGCCAAAGGCAGCGACUCGUCUUGGUCCUGGGCCACCAACAAUGCCACUCUCUACAAGUAUUUCACGGAAGGUGCCGAGCGCGCGAAACCAUAUGAGAACGUUGUCACCGUCGGAAUGCGAGGAUAUCACGACACUGCCAUGUCCGCUGAUACGCAGACAUCAGUCUUGGAAGCUGUUGUUCAGGCACAAGAAGAGAUCAUGGACAAAGUCUGGGGCAACGCGAGCGAAGUUCCGCAGAUGUGGUGCUUGUACAAGGAAGUGCAAGAUUACUUUGAAGCGGGAAUGAAGGUGCCUGACUGGGUGACUUUACUAUGGACGGAAGAUAACUGGCAAAACAUCCGCAGACUUCCAGUUGGUGAUGAGAAGAAACGAUCCGGUGGAGCUGGAGUCUACUACCACUUUGAUUACGUCGGUGACAGCCGUAACUCUAAGUGGAUCAACACCAUCCAGCUCCAGAAGACUUAUGAACAGAUGUCUCUUGCUCAUGCUCGCGAUGCGGACAGACUUUGGGUCGUGAACGUCGGGGACAUCAAGCCAUACGAGAUUCCCAUCAGCCACUGGUUCGACAUCGCUUACGACAUCGAAGCUUACGACGAGACCUCUGUUCCGACAUGGAUUGAGAAUUGGGCCACGCGUACCUUCGACGAGAAACACGCCAAGACGAUCUCCAGCAUCGUUGACACAUAUGGCCGUCUAUCGAACAUGCGAAAAUUCGAAUGGGUUGAGCCAGGAAGCUACAGCAUCAUCAGCUACGAGGAGGCUGACAAACUCCAAGCUCAGUGGGAAGAUGUAGGGGACCAAGCGCAGGAAGUGUACGAUGAUCUUUCGGAUAACGAGAAAGGCGCGUUCUACGAGAUGAUCCUGCAUCCUGUGCUUGCUGGUGGUAACUUCAUCAAUGUACAGGUCGCGGGCGCCAGGAAUCAAAUCUACUCAGGUCAAGGUCGGACCAGCGCGAACGACUGGAUGCAAGAGACCAUCGACCUGAUGGGAACCGACCAUGAGCUUACUCAAAAGUAUCACAAGCUGUUCAAUGGCAAGUGGAACCAUAUGAUGGACCAGACGCAUCUCGGGUACCAGGGAUACUGGCAACAACCUAUGCGCCAGUCCACACCCUUCCUACGUUGGGUACAAACAUCUGAGCGCUCACUAUCCGGAGACAUGGGUGUAGCCGUGGAGGGAAGCAACGCAACCAUCCCCGGAGACGACAUCUGGCAUACCAACGGUGGCGGCUCGCUCGAUCUACCCGCUGUGACACCCUUCACGCCCAAACGCUGGAUCGACAUCUUCUCUAUGGGUACAAACAGCUUCAACUGGAACAUUACGACUGAGCCUUUCAUCAAACUUUCUAAAACAGCUGGAAGCAUAUCCCCGGGCGGCGACGAUGUCCGUGUCUACAUUGACGUGGAUUGGAGCAAAGUCCCGGACGGCUACGGCAAAAAGGUCGCUUUGAACAUCAGCAGCUCCCAGAACUAUGGCACGCAGUUCAGCCGCCCCACCGUCAAUGUGAUGGUGAACAAGACUUCAGUUCCUUCCAAUUUCAGAGGCUUCGUCGAGAACGCUGGCCAGAUCGCCAUUGAAGCAGAGCACUACUCCCGUCUUUCUUCCUCCGGCAACCUGUCUUAUACUGUGCUCCCGCGCUAUGGCCGAACGCUCUCCGCACUCAAGUUGUCGUCUCCCCUCGCCGAAGGUCUCUCGCCUUCCAGCGCGCCGGCCCUCGAAUACGAUUUCUACACUUUUACCCCCACGACCUCCGCAAAGGGCCUUAACCUCACGCUCAUCUUAUCCCCGACCCUCAACAUCAACCCCAAGAAGCCCCUCGCGUACGUCGCACAGAUCGACGACAAGCCGCAGCAGCGAAGGCAGUACGUCACUGACCAGAAGCAGCCCGACUUCCCCGUGGGCUGGGGCACGGCAGUGGCACAAAACGCGUGGCUGAACACGACGAACUGGGGCGAAGUAUCUCCAGGAAAGCACACACUUAAGCUAUGGCUGGUAGAGGCAAACGUCGUGCUUCAGAAGCUUGUAAUGGACCUGGGUGGUGUGCAAUACUCGCACAAUGGGCCGCCUGAGAGUUAUCGCGUCGGAGGUAAUAGCACGAGUGCAGCGUAG